UGUAACACUGUUGGCUGCGCGCAGCGGGUGGGAUGGGGGCGGGUGUCGGUGCUGGGGAUCUCGGAAGGGACGGAAAUAGCUGUGACACUGCCCGGCCGGUCUGAGGGGACUGUGUUGGUGUGGCACCGUUGCUCGCUCAGGGAGCCGGCGGAACCAGGUGGCCAUGGGGAUGUGGGCAUCGCUGGACCCGCUGUGGGAGAUGCCGGCCGAGAAGCGUAUCUUUGGGGCCGUGCUGCUCUUCUCCUGGGCUGUGUAUCUCUGGGAGACCUUCCUGGCCCAGCGGCAGAGACGGAUAUAUAAAACAACUACUCAUGUACCACUGGAGUUAGGACAGAUCAUGGAUUCAGAAACGUUUGAGAAAUCUCGACUGUAUCAGCUGGAUAAAAGUACCUUCAGCUUCUGGUCAGGACUCUAUUCAGAGAUUGAAGGCACUCUUAUUCUUCUCUUUGGAGGAAUCCCUUAUCUCUGGAGACUUUCUGGACGAUUCUGUGGCUAUGCUGGCUUUGGACCAGAAUAUGAGAUCACUCAGUCUUUGGUGUUUCUGCUGAUGGCUACACUUUUCAGUGCAUUGACCGGUUUGCCAUGGAGUCUUUAUAAUACUUUUGUGAUAGAAGAAAAACAUGGUUUCAAUCAACAGACUUUGGGGUUCUUCAUGAAAGAUGCAAUCAAAAAGUUUAUUGUGACUCAGUGCAUUUUAUUGCCUGUGUCUUCACUUCUACUUUACAUUAUUAAAAUUGGGGGUGACUAUUUUUUUAUUUACGCCUGGCUGUUCACAUUAGUUGUUUCUCUGGUUCUUGUCACAAUCUAUGCUGAUUAUAUUGCCCCUUUAUUUGACAAAUUCACACCUCUACCUGAGGGAAAGCUUAAACAAGAAAUUGAAAUAAUGGCAAAGAGUAUUGACUUUCCUUUGACUAAGGUGUAUGUUGUUGAAGGAUCUAAACGCUCUUCCCACAGCAAUGCUUAUUUUUAUGGCUUCUUCAAGAACAAGCGAAUAGUUUUAUUUGACACCCUACUAGAAGAGUAUUCUGUACUAAACAAAGACACCCAGGAGGAUUCUGGCAUGGAACCCCGCAAUGAUGGAGAAGGGGACAGCGAAGAAAUAAAAGCUAAAGUUAAAAAUAAGAAACAAGGGUGCAGAAAUGAGGAGGUACUUGCCGUUCUAGGCCAUGAACUGGGGCACUGGAAGUUGGGACACACAGUCAAAAAUAUCGUUAUUAGCCAGAUGAAUUCUUUCCUGUGUUUCUUCCUGUUUGCUGUAUUAAUUGGGCGAAAGGAGCUUUUUGCUGCAUUUGGGUUUUUUGACAGCCAGCCCACUCUAAUCGGACUGUUGAUCAUCUUCCAGUUUAUUUUUUCACCUUACAACGAGGUUCUUUCUUUUUGCCUAACAGUCCUGAGCCGCAGAUUUGAGUUUCAAGCUGAUGCAUUUGCCAAGAAACUUGGGAAGGCUAAAGACUUAUAUUCUGCUCUAAUCAAACUAAACAAAGAUAACUUGGGAUUCCCUGUUUCUGACUGGCUGUUUUCCAUGUGGCAUUACUCGCACCCUCCGCUACUAGAGAGGCUUCAAGCUCUGGAAAGUUCAAAACAAGACUGACUUGCCCAGGGUCUGUGGCUGGACACAUUUCUGAUUGUUUCUGUCCUGACAGCAUGCUCUGGCUCUUAAUGGUUUUAAUUUUUCUUUUUAAAGAAAACUAUUAAGUACAGAAAGCCCAGAUUUAAAUAUAUUUAAUAUCAUUUCAAAGAUUAUUUUAAUAAUCCAUUUCUUAAUGAAACACUGGAUGAAGUUUUAAGGCUUGUACUUUUAUCUUUAACAUCAAAUUUGCCAUCAACUUGUAAAAAAGUUUUUUAAUGGAUUUUUAGAGAGAGAGAGAGAGAGAGAGAGAGAGAGAAACCAACCCCGAUUUGUUGUUCCACUUAUUUACACGUUCAUUGGUUGAUUCUUUUGAUUCUUGUAUGUACCCUGACCAGGGAUCAACCCCACCACCUUAGUGUAUCUGGACAACGUUCUAACCAGCUGAGCUACCCCCAGCCAGGGCCAUCAACUUGUAAAUUUUUUGAGCUAUACAAGGUGUUUGGGGCAUAUGUUUAAAAGAGAACACACCACCUCCAAGUCCUGUCUGUAAUACAGAAAUAGUGGCGCCAAACCGUUUUCAUGCUGUUAUGAUUUAAUCUGGCCAAUCAGUGUUUUAAAUAAGGAAGAGAGAUAAUAAUUGGUAAGGCUGAUGUUAUUUAAAUGAAAGUAGUUAGAAAUAUGCCCUAUUCUACCAAAUUUCUCUGUUUCCUCUCUUGCUACACAUUGAUCAGGAAUUUCCAAUAGUGCUUUGAAAUUACAAAUUAUGUGUAGAAUGUUUCAAAUCAUUGGGUUGUGUUUUUGUUUUUAAGAAAGUCUCAGUCUUUAUCUUUACUUCCACCUGGUGAGUAUGAUCUGACCCAUUAGGGGUAAACUAGUAUUUUUCAAAGCAUUCAGCUUUUUCCUCAUUCAUACUCUUUUAUUCAAUAGAUGGUAUAUCCAUUCACUUAGCAGAAAUUGCCAUAUUGAACAGGUUUUGCUAUUUUUAAAGUGGUGGAAUGUGGAAAGAAGAAGAAAUGAUAUUUUAAGAGACAUGAGGGUGAAAAUGCUGGCGAUUCUCUUACUAUAGGAAAAAAUAUAGUUUUCUAUCUCUUUCAAGGACAGAAGAGUUUUGGUUUUUAUUUUUGUAAUUUUUAUUAGUAAGUUGUAAGUGCUAUUUAAUUGGGCCUGGUUCCAUUUUUGAAAAUUACACCUCUUGAUAUGCAGAUCAUUUUUCUUUUUAAAACAGAUGUCACAAAAUACUUCUUUUUCAGUUUAAAAAGCUUCAUGUUUGACUGCUUCAAAUCUCUAUCCACUUCCUGUAUGAGAACUUUGUGCCUAACUCGCAGUGGUAAUGCUUACCUUACGGGCAUUUAUUCCAAAGUGGGAUCAACUGUGUACCCUUGAUAUCCGGCCAGAAAGUCUUUUGCUCAGCUCAUAAUUGGGUGAUGUCUUCACAUGGAAACAUAAUAAAAAUAAAAAUCUAGUUUAGUACUGCAUUAUUUAUUUCCCUAAGGCUAAAGAGGAGCAGUCCUGUGAUUUUACCUAGCAUCCUUUAUUGUGGAUCCAUGCUGUGUUAACUGCCUUUUCUCCCUUCUGUGCCUUUAAAUGCAAAUUUCAGUUCUGCACAAGUGAGACAUUAAAAAUUGCCAUUGCA
Molecule: messenger RNA, 3203 nt
Organism: Miniopterus natalensis
Lineage: Eukaryota; Metazoa; Chordata; Mammalia; Chiroptera; Miniopteridae
Gene: ZMPSTE24
Product: zinc metallopeptidase STE24
Biological process (GO): CAAX-box protein processing
Molecular function (GO): metalloendopeptidase activity
Source: RefSeq, a predicted model, not a curated record